Messenger RNA from Manis javanica (Malayan pangolin), 2393 nucleotides. NCBI's taxonomy places the organism in Eukaryota, Metazoa, Chordata, Mammalia, Pholidota, Manidae. The record is from RefSeq and is a predicted model, not a curated record.
CGCAGCUUCCGGUUGUCAGUGGCCGGAAUGCCGCUGCGUCGGGUCGUAGGUGUCAAGCCUGCCGCCGCCGGGUAGUCCUCGCCCCCUCCCCGCUCCCUCCGGUGAGUUAGGGGUCGGCGGCGAGGAGGGCAGCGGAAGAGCGGCGGGGCCGAGACCCGAACAGGGGGUGGGCCACUAGCCCUCUCCGUGACGCGAAGACCCUGGUUGCUUUGAAACUCCUGCUUCAGACCCCUUACCCUUCCCAGUCCAAAGCCCGGGGCCCUGGCCCACUCCCCCGCUAGCCUGCGGCCCGCACUGCCCCUGCGGGGAUGACGUUAAGCGCGAGGCGAGGUCCUCUGACGUCAGACGUAACUGUCCACCAUCUUUGUUCCUGGCGAGUGGGUUUUGCGCACUGGCUUAGACCUGGAGGAAUCGUGACGCGCAGGAAACCAUUUAGACCACCUCUCGGGCUGCGCUUUCAGGCAGCUGCCGCCCCGCGUUUGCCCUCGGUGCACAUUAAAGAUCCAAAACCAUGACAGAUUCCAAGUACUUCACAACAAAUAAGAAAGGAGAAAUCUUUGAAUUAAAGGCUGAACUCAACAAUGAAAAGAAAGAAAAGAGGAAGGAGGCUGUGAAGAAAGUGAUUGCUGCUAUGACUGUGGGGAAGGAUGUUAGCUCUCUCUUUCCAGAUGUAGUGAACUGUAUGCAGACUGACAACCUGGAGCUAAAGAAGCUCGUGUAUCUCUACUUAAUGAACUAUGCCAAGAGUCAGCCAGAUAUGGCUAUCAUGGCUGUUAACAGCUUUGUAAAGGACUGUGAAGACCCCAGUCCUCUGAUUCGGGCCUUGGCAGUUAGAACCAUGGGGUGUAUCCGUGUGGACAAGAUUACAGAAUAUCUCUGUGAGCCCCUUCGGAAGUGCUUGAAGGAUGAAGAUCCCUAUGUUCGGAAAACAGCAGCAGUCUGCGUGGCAAAACUCCAUGAUAUCAAUGCCCAAAUGGUGGAAGAUCAGGGAUUUCUGGAUUCUGUGCGGGAUCUCAUAGCAGAUUCAAAUCCUAUGGUGGUGGCUAAUGCUGUAGCAGCAUUAUCUGAAAUCAGUGAAUCUCACCCAAAUAGCAACUUACUUGAUCUGAACCCACAGAACAUUAAUAAGCUGCUGACAGCCCUGAAUGAGUGCACCGAAUGGGGCCAGAUUUUCAUCCUGGACUGCCUGUCUAAUUACAACCCUAAAGAUGACCGGGAGGCUCAGAGCAUCUGUGAGCGGGUAACUCCCCGACUAUCUCAUGCCAACUCAGCAGUGGUGCUUUCAGCAGUAAAAGUCCUAAUGAAAUUUCUAGAGUUGUUACCUAAGGACUCUGACUACUACAACAUGCUGCUGAAGAAGUUGGCCCCUCCACUUGUCACUUUAUUGUCUGGGGAGCCAGAGGUGCAGUAUGUCGCCCUGAGGAACAUCAACCUAAUUGUCCAGAAAAGGCCUGAAAUCUUGAAGCAGGAAAUCAAAGUCUUCUUUGUAAAGUACAAUGACCCUAUCUAUGUUAAACUAGAGAAGUUGGACAUAAUGAUUCGCUUGGCAUCCCAAGCCAACAUUGCUCAGGUUCUAGCAGAACUGAAGGAGUAUGCCACAGAGGUGGAUGUUGACUUUGUUCGCAAAGCUGUGCGGGCCAUUGGAAGGUGCGCCAUCAAGGUGGAGCAGUCUGCAGAGCGCUGUGUGAGCACAUUGCUUGAUCUCAUCCAGACCAAAGUAAAUUAUGUGGUCCAAGAGGCAAUUGUUGUCAUCAGGGACAUUUUUCGCAAAUACCCCAACAAGUAUGAAAGUAUCAUCGCCACUCUGUGUGAGAACUUAGACUCACUGGAUGAGCCAGAUGCUCGAGCAGCAAUGAUUUGGAUUGUGGGAGAAUAUGCUGAAAGAAUUGACAAUGCAGAUGAGUUACUAGAGAGCUUCCUGGAGGGUUUUCAUGAUGAAAGCACCCAGGUGCAGCUCACUCUGCUUACUGCCAUAGUGAAGUUGUUUCUCAAGAAACCAUCAGAAACACAGGAGCUGGUACAACAGGUCUUGAGUUUGGCAACACAGGAUUCUGAUAAUCCUGACCUUCGAGACCGGGGCUAUAUUUAUUGGCGCCUUCUCUCAGCAGAUCCUGUCACAACCAAAGAAGUAGUCUUGUCUGAGAAGCCACUGAUCUCUGAAGAGACAGAUCUUAUUGAGCCAACUCUACUGGAUGAACUAAUCUGCCACAUUGGUUCUUUGGCCUCUGUGUACCAUAAACCUCCUAAUGCGUUUGUGGAAGGCAGUCAUGGAAUCCAUCGCAAACACUUGCCAAUACAUCAUGGGAGUGAAGGAAUAUAUGUACCUUGUUCACCUAUUCUGCCUUCUAUUUCAAGGUUCUGAUAAACAGUGUGACAGAACAUCUCCUUAAAUG